Messenger RNA from Rhincodon typus (whale shark), 10896 nucleotides. RefSeq names its product dynein axonemal heavy chain 8-like. NCBI's taxonomy places the organism in Eukaryota, Metazoa, Chordata, Chondrichthyes, Orectolobiformes, Rhincodontidae. The coding region runs from base 1 to 10896 and encodes 3631 amino acids. Gene Ontology annotation, cellular component: dynein complex. The transcript is spliced from 70 exons. The record is from RefSeq and is a predicted model, not a curated record. Gene Ontology annotation, molecular function: ATP binding; minus-end-directed microtubule motor activity; dynein intermediate chain binding. Gene Ontology annotation, biological process: microtubule-based movement.
AUGCACACCAAGAGCAAGAAGCUGGAGAAACUUAGCAUCACCAUCAGCACAAACCAAGUCUCCUCUGGUACCACCAUGGGAAAGUGCAUCGUUAACUUAUGUGACCACACCCUUCAACUGGACGAAAUCGAAGUUCUUAGCCAAGGACUCAAUUACUGCCCCUCCACUAAAAUGGACCCCAUUGGUCUCAUGGCAGACACAGAGAAAUUCAUCAGACGAAUGAGACUCUCAGAAUUCUUCCGCGAUGUCAGCAAAAGUGGACGAAUUAUCGCUGGACUUUCUAAAGGAUCCAAAAUGAUGAGAUUAUUUCAGAGUGAUUUUUCUAGUGUGUGCCUUACAGGCCUUUGUUUGUUCUUUGUGCGGUACAAAAAUGACAUUGCGAUCACUGGGAAGAAUAUUCAUGAGGAGAUAUACUUUUGUGUUUUGGAUUGUACUGAUGGAAUUCUCACUGGUGCUGCGAAAAUGCUGGGAAAUAUUUUUGUCCAUGCUAUUUCUGCAUCUGACAAAUGGGGAGCACUGAACCAGUCAAUACAUGGGCACAGAGAGAAGAAAGCUUUCAAAGAUAUUGUUCGCAGAUACAUCAGAUUCCUAAAUGGCGCACUAACAAGUCUUGAAAAAGCUGCAGUCCUGAAGAGUGAAACUGUUGAUCUUUCCCAGCUGCGCUCGUUUGAACAAGUGACUGCUGCAGCAUCCAACCCAGAAAUAAUUCUACAGCUUGAAAAUGUACUUUUGAUGUGGCACAAUCAACUGGAACAGGUGCUGGCACAAAGUAAUCAAGUGAGAAAAGAGGCUGAAGGUUCAGGUCCACUCACUGAACUUGAACACUGGAAAUGCACAUCAGCAAAAUUCAAUUCCAUCAUCGAGCAGCUUAAAGGACAACAUUGCAAGGCAGUGAUAAAUGUGUUAAACACAAGCCACUCAAAAAUGUUAAAGAUGUGGCUAGAGUUGGAUUCUCAAAUCACUGAUGCAGCUAAUGAAGCAAAGGACAAUGUGAAGUUCCUGCAGGCACUGGAGAAAGUUUGUCAGCCACUCUACAAUUCUGAUCCGGUCACUAUGACAAAAGGUGUUCCAAAUUUGAUAAAUACAAUUCAAAUGAUCCAUAAUGUGUCACGAUACUACAACACCUCACAACAGAUGACUUCUCUUUUUAUUAAGAUCACAAACCAAAUGGUGACAGCCUGCAAGGAAUAUAUCACUGAAGAUGGCACUGCUCGUGUAUGGGACCAGGAUUCUGAAGUUGUUAUCAAUAAGAUGAAGGAAUGUAAAAAAUUGUUAGUGGAAUAUCGCAAAUAUUUCCAGAACACAAAGAAAUAUACAACUGAGACAGCACAAGAUACUCCAUUUGAUGUGUCAGAGAUGUACAUAUUUGGUAAACUUGAAGUUUUCUGCAAAAGACUGGCAAAGAUCACAGAAAUGGUUGUAGCAGUGAAAACCUUUUCUGCAUUACAAAAUUCUACAAUUGAAGGAAUCGAGAUUCUGGCAAUCAAAUUUCAGAAUAUCUAUCUAAAUUUGAAGAAGAGUCAUUAUGAUAUUCUAGAUCCUCGGAAGAAAGAGUUCAAUUCAGACUAUGCUGUAUUCAUGAAACAAAUAUUUGAUUUAGAGAAUUUGCUUAAUGACUUCAUGAGUAACUCCUUUGCUCAAAUUAAUUCUUCACGGCAUUCUUUACAUCUUCUAAAAAGAUUUCAGAGUUUGAAUAUACCAUCCCUUGAGUCAGAGAUUGAAGUUAUAGUUGAACGUAUUAUCCAGCACUAUGCAGGAGAGUUAAUGUUCGUAAAUAAGCACUAUCAAAUUAAUAAAGAGGACCCACCUCUUGCAAGAAACAUGCCUCCGAUAGCUGGAAAAAUACUGUGGGUGAGACAGCUCUUCAAACGUAUUCAUGAGCCCAUUGACUAUUUCUAUGUAAAAUCCAAGCAAAUUUUUCUUAAAGCUUCUGCAGUACCUGCAAUGGAUGGUCGAGAAGACAAGUCUGCUGCAAGCUUUUAUUUUAUUUCCAAGUGGACUUUUAAGCUGGUGCUUCAAGCAACUCUUUUGGUACGUGAUCCAGAGACUGGAAAACUCUAUUCGAACUUUGAUCAUAGAAUUCUUGAGAUCCUUCGAGAGUCUAAGUGCAUGUUAAAGAUGGAUUUGGAGAUUCCAGAGAUAGCCAAACGUCUGUUAAAAAUUGAAAAUACAUUAAAAUCUAACUGUAACAAUUUGGAGUCUGUUCUUCAUUCGUUUGAGACUGUGUGCCAAAGAAUUCCUUCUGAGUUUAUGGCAUUGAUAACACCUAAAGUCAACAAGAUUGAGUCUAUUCUAAGACAAGGAGUCACGUUAUUGAAUUGGUCUUCUCUAACACUUGACCAGUUCUUUGCUGAUGCGAACGCAGCUAUUAAUGAGUUGAUUACAUUGUUAAAGACACUAAUUGACUUACGUGAAAUGCAUAUCGAUGAAGUGUUAUACGAAAUAGCCCAAAAGAUUAUGAUCAACUUGCCAGAAGAUCAUACCUUAACCUUGGAAAACAUGGUUGCAUACAAUGAGGUUAGCUGCAGUGAAUGGGCAGACAUUUUAGCUCCUAAAGCUGGAUAUAUUGAAAUAACUGUGAACAAAUUGGUGGAUAUAUUUAUUGAAAUCUCUGAAACAAUUAACGAUGCCACAAAAUCUGAUAUUGAACCUGUAGAUCAGCUCAGGGGCUUCCACACGUGGUUUGACCGGCCUCGCAAUCCGCUGACCGUGAGUGCCGGACCCCAGUCCAACAACAAUCUCCACUCCACUCCCUGCCUUCAGCCUGCUGCACACCUGCUCUCAGCCGCUCCGCUCACUCCAGGCUACCAGCCUACUCCACUUGGGCCCUCAGGCAUUCUGCGCUGCUCCAGGUCUCCAGCCCACUGCGCUCCAGCUCUCAUCUACUCAACACCGCUUCAGGCUUUCAGCCUGCUCCGCUUGGCUGUCAGCUGCUCCAGGCCAUCAGCCUGCUCCACUCUGGCUCUCAGCCAUUCUGCACCUCUCCAGGUCUCCAGCCCACUCUGCUCAGGCUCUCAGCCACUCCAGGCCUUUAGCCCACUCUGCUCCAGCUCUCAGUUGCUCCACUCCACUCUGGGCUCUCAGCUGCUCCAAGAAAUAAAUGAAAACAGGAAUUUAAGGAAGCCGAAGAAUUUUUAUCACAAUGUAGCAGAACAUAAAGAUGUAACCAAAUUAGUCGCAAUGCUGUCUACUUCUGUCAACACCACCAGGGAUACAGUCGUGAGGGCACUAGAACAAUUUCAAAGAUUCAACCAGCUGUGGUUGCAAGACAGGGAUACAACAGUUAAGAAAUUUAUGGACAGUAACCCCAGUCUAUAUGAACUCCGAGCCAAAAUAGAGUACUAUGCUGGUUUUGAACGAGAGAUUGAGGAACUCAGCUCCAUCGUUACAGUAGACUUUAUUGAACUGAAUACCGAAGCCAUAAAACUGGCUUUUUUAGUGGAAGCCAAGGCUUGGAAAAUGGUACUUUGUCGGUUUUUGAAUGAGCAGUACAAGGAAAAAAUGGCAGCAAUAACAGCAUUUAUUGUUGAAGAAAUGAAGAACUUGGCUCGGCCUAUUCAAGAUUUGGAUGAUGUUAGAUUUGCUAUGGAGUCCUUGUCACAAAUACGAAAUAAUGAGAUACAAAUGGAUAUGACUUUGGGCCCCAUUGAGGAAGCAUACAGCAUCCUGAAUAAAUAUGGAAUGGAGAUUUCAAAGGAGGAAACAGAAGAAGUAGAUACUCUUCGAUACUUUUUCAAUAAAUUACAAGUCAAAGCUAGAAAUGUGCAAGACGAAUUGGUGCAAGUUCAACCCAAAUUUAAAGCUAACCUGCUGGAGUCAGUGGAUGUUUUUCAGAAAGAAGUGCUCAAAUAUGGAAGACAAUAUGAGAAAGAAGGCCCAAUGGUACCGGGUAUUGCACCUGCAGAAGCCAGCACCAGAUUACAGAUCUUUCAGAGUUGGUUUGAUGAGCUAUGGCGGAAGUUUGUGACAUACUCUUCAGGAGAGCGUUUAUUUGGUUUGCCAGUACAAGAUUAUGAAAUACUGCAGAAAAAUAAGUAUAAUGCUUACUAUAAAAAGGAUAUUCAACUCUGGGUGCACAAUCUGACAGCAUGCACAACAAUAAUAGAACAGUGGCUAUUAGUACAAAAUCUGUGGAUUUAUUUGGAGGCUGUCUUUGUUGGAGGGGAUAUUGCUAAACAACUGCCACAGGAAGCAAAACGAUUUCAAAAUGUUGAUAAAUCAUGGAUAAAAAUUAUGCAGAGAGCUCAUGAAAUUCCAAUCGUUGUCCACUGCUGUGUAGGUGAUGACAUUAUGGGACAGCUUCUGCCUCACUUACAGGAACAACUGGAGGUCUGCCAGAAAUCCCUAACAGGUUAUUUGGAAAAGAAGAGAUUGUUAUUUCCUAGAUUCUUCUUUGUCUCUGAUCCAGCUUUGCUGGAAAUCCUUGGACAAGCUAGUGAUUCACACACCAUCCAGGCCCACUUAGCAGGAAUAUUUGAUAAUGUAAAUGAAGCAGUUUUCCACCCAAAGGAGUAUGAUACCAUUCUGGCUGUCACUUCAAGGGAAGGAGAAAAAAUUCAUCUGGAUCACCCAGUGAUUGCAAAAGGUCCUGUGGAGCUAUGGUUAAGUGAUUUAUUGCGUGUACAACAAGCAUCAUUGCAUACUGUGAUUAAAUUAGCAUAUUACAGCUUCAGUGAGCCAGAUUUCCAGCUUAUACCUUUCCUGUAUGAGGCUCCAGGCCAGGUAGGAAUUCUAGCAAUCCAGAUAUUGUGGACACGGGACUCUGAAGAUGCACUUAGAUUGGCAAAAGACAGCAAAAAGAUUAUGCAGACGACUAAUCAGAAAUUCCUAGAGCUGCUGAACUCUCUUAUUGCCCAAACAACACACGACCUGACUAAAUUUCAGAGAAUCCAGUUUGAAACUCUUGUUACCAUUCACGUUCACCAACGGGAUAUAUUCGAUGACUUGGUAAAAAUGCAUAUCAGAACAGUAAGUGACUUUGAAUGGUUGAAACAAAGUCGAUUUUAUUUCAACGAUGACAUACAAGAAAUAAAAGUGAGGAUCACUGAUGUGGAAUUUAUCUAUCAGAAUGAAUUUCUGGGCUGCACUGAUCGACUUGUAAUCACACCUUUAACAGACAGGUGCUAUAUCACUCUAGCUCAAGCUUUGUGGAUGAAUAUGGGGGCGGCUCCAGCUGGACCUGCUGGUACAGGCAAAACAGAGACUGUGAAGGACAUGGGCAAAGCUCUUGGAAAAUACGUAGUUGUGUUUAAUUGCUCUGACCAAAUGGAUUUCAGAGGAUUAGGAAGAAUCUACAAAGGUUUGGCACAAUCUGGUUCCUGGGGUUGCUUUGAUGAAUUCAAUCGAAUUGAGCUGCCUGUUUUAUCUGUAGCAGCUCAACAGAUUUAUAUUAUUCUCAUGGCAAGGAAAGAAAGAAAGAAACAAUUUAUCUUCACUGAUGGAGAUAAUGUGUCAUUGAAUCCAGAGUUUGGUAUUUUUAUCACAAUGAAUCCUGGGUAUGCAGGACGGCAAGAACUGCCAGAAAAUCUAAAAAUUCAAUUUAGGACAGUAGCCAUGAUGGUACCAGACAGACAGAUUAUUAUAAGGGUCAAGCUUGCUAGUGUCGGAUUUUUGGAUAACGUGUUGCUGGCUCAGAAAUUCUUUGUACUUUAUAAGCUCUGUGAAGAGCAACUCACAAAGCAGGUUCAUUAUGAUUUCGGCUUGAGAAACAUUCUUUCUGUUUUGAGGACACUGGGAGCUCAGAAGAGAGCACGACCAGAAGAUAGUGAACAAACAAUUGUCAUGAGAGUUUUGAGAGACAUGAAUCUGUCUAAACUAGUGGAUGAAGAUGAGCCCCUUUUCCUCAGCCUGAUCAGUGAUCUGUUCCCGGGUAUACAGUUAGAUAGUAGCACCUACGUGGAACUGCAGGCUGCUGUAGCCAAUCAGGUGGAAAUAGCAGGAUUAGUUAAUCACCCACCCUGGAAUCUCAAACUGGUUCAGCUAUAUGAAACAGCCAGGGUUCGUCAUGGGCUGAUGACAUUGGGUCCUAGUGGCUCUGGGAAGACUUGUGUAAUUCGUAUUCUCAUGCAUUCACUGACUGAAUGUGGAGCUCCUCAUCGGGAAAUGCGCAUGAAUCCUAAGGCUAUCACUGCUCCACAGAUGUUUGGGCGACUGGAUCCUUCAACUAAUGACUGGACUGAUGGGAUCUUCUCAACACUUUGGAGGAAAUCUAUCAAGUCAAAAAAAGGUGAUAACAUCUGGAUAAUUCUAGAUGGUCCAGUGGAUGCUAUUUGGAUAGAAAAUCUAAAUUCUGUCCUGGAUGAUAACAAGACAUUAACUUUAGCUAAUGGUGACCGUAUUCCUAUGGCUCCUUCUUGCAAACUAUUGUUUGAGGUACACAACAUUGAGAAUGCAUCUCCAGCCACAGUGUCCAGAAUGGGAAUGGUGUACAUUAGCUCUUCUGCUCUCAGCUGGAAACCAAUUUUGAAGGCUUGGUUAAACAAACGCAUCCCUUGGGAGGCAGAGAUUCUACAAAACUUGUACGAUGUAUCCUUCGAAGAUGCUUAUCUGUACAUGAAAUUAAAUCUCCAUCCAGUUAUGGAGCUGCUUGAGUGUAACUAUAUUGUGCAGUUUCAGAUCCCAAGCUAUGAAUUUCUGACUGAAAAAUUACAGUUUUAUCAGAGACAACAUAAUGAAGGAGUCCGAUCAGGUUUUCUUGAUCUUGUUUUCUUCAAGGAUGCAAUGACACACAUUAUGAAAAUAUCACGUAUAAUCCGUACAGACUGUGGAAAUGCUUUGCUGGUAGGCGUUGGUGGUUCUGGAAAACAAAGCUUCACAAAACUGGCAUCCUAUAUUGCUGGAUAUAAAAUAUUUCAGAUCACUUUAACAAGAGCGUACAGCGUCACCAAUCUAAUGGAUGAUUUGAAGAUAUUGUACAGAACAGCUGGGGCAGAAGGCAAGGGAAUCACUUUCAUAUUCACCGAUAAUGAUAUUAAGGAAGAGUCCUUUCUUGAAUAUCUCAACAAUGUGCUUUCUUCUGGAGAGGUGUCUAACUUAUUUGCUCGGGAUGAACUUGAUGAGAUUACUCAAUCACUGAUUGCACCAAUGAAGAAAGAAGCACCUCGCAUUCCCCCAACUUUUGACAACUUAUAUGAAUAUUUUAUAAAAAGAGCCAGGAAAAAUCUUCAUGUUGUCCUCUGUUUCUCUCCCGUUGGUGAAAAGUUUCGAUCACGUGCAAUGAAGUUCCCUGGUCUGAUCUCUGGUUGCACUAUGGAUUGGUUCAGUCGCUGGCCCAGAGAGGCACUAGUGGCUGUGUCACACUACUUCCUUUCUGGGUUUUACAUCGCCUGCUCAGCCGAGGUCAAAACCCAACUGGUGUCAACAAUGGGUGUCUUCCAUGACAAGGUCUAUCAAACAUGUGAGGACUAUUUUCAGAGAUAUCGUCGAAGAACACAUAUAACUCCCAAAUCCUAUCUUGCUUUUAUAAACAGCUACAAAACUAUCUACAAAGAGAAACAUGUAAACAUCAAUGACCUAGCAGAGCACAUGCAACUGGGUCUUUCCAAGCUCAUGGAGGCAACUGAAUCAGUCGCUCUUCUCUCCAAAGAACUAGCAGGAAAAGAAAAGGAACUUGCAGUGGCUUCCCGUAAUGCUGAUAAGGUACUUGGGGAGGUGACAGUUAGUGCACAAGCAGCAGAGCUGGUUAAGAAUGAAGUCCUGAUCGUAAAAAUUAAGGCCCAAAAAAUUGUGGAAGAAAUUGAAGCGGACAAAAAUAUAGCAGAAGGCAAACUGAUAGCUGCAAAGCCAGCACUAGAAGCUGCAGAGGCUGCUCUGAAUACAAUAAAACCUGCUGACAUUUCUACUGUGCGGAAAUUAGCCAAACCACCUCACCUGAUUAUGAGGAUUCUUGACUGUGUGCUCGUUCUCUUCCAAAAAAAAAUGGAUGCAGUCACCAUGGACCCUGAAAGGCCCUGUCUCAAACCAUCCUGGGGCGAGUCUUUAAAGUUGUUGAGUGGCACUGGCUUUCUCCAGGCCCUGCAACAGUUUCCAAAGGACACCAUCAAUGAUGAAACAGUAGAGCUUCUCCAGCCAUAUUUCAUGAUGGAAGAUUAUACAUUUGAACAUGCUAAGAAAGUCUGUGGGAAUGUUGCUGGCUUGUUAUCCUGGACUCAAGCAAUGGCUUCUUUCUUUGCAAUUAACAAAGAGGUGCUGCCUCUCAAGGCUAAUUUGGCAGUACAAGAAAACCGCCUCCAACGGGCCAUGAAGGAGUUGGGAAGUGCCCAGGCACAGCUGGAUGAGAAGCAAGCUGAGCUCGACAAGGUACAGGCCAAGUUUGAUGCUGCCAUGAAGGAGAAAAUGGACCUAUUGGAAGAUGCAGAAACAUGUCGAAGGAAGAUGGAAGCUGCAUCAGCACUGAUUGAUGGCCUGAGCGGGGAGAAAAUCAGGUGGACAGAACAAUGCAAGGAGUUUAAAGCACAAAUCAACAGGUUGGUGGGAGAUGUGCUGUUGGCUACUGGCUUUCUUUCGUAUAGUGGUCCUUUCAAUCAAACAUUCAGAGAUAUAUUGCUGAAAGUAAUCUGGGAAGUAGAGCUCCAGAAAAAGAAGAUUCCAUAUACGGAUAAUCUAAACAUUAUAGCUUUCUUGGUGGACCAGGCUAUGAUUGGUGAGUGGAACCUGCAAGGAUUACCAAGUGAUGACCUAUCAGUUCAGAAUGGCAUCAUUGUUACCAAAGCAACAAGGUAUCCACUUCUCAUUGACCCUCAAACACAGGGUAAAACCUGGAUUAAGAGGAAGGAGAAAGAUAAUGAACUACAGGUAACAUCACUUAACCACAAGUAUUUCCGGAAUCACCUGGAGGAUUCUCUAUCACUUGGACGCCCUCUGCUAUUGGAAGAUGUGCAAGAAGAAUUGGAUCCUGCACUGGACAAUGUGUUGGAGAAAAAUUUCAUCAAAUCUGGGACCUCCUUUAAGGUGAAGGUGGGCGAUAAAGAAAUUGAUGUCAUGGCUGGAUUCAUGUUCUACAUUACUACAAAACUUCCAAACCCAGCCUACACUCCAGAAAUUAGUGCCAAGACAUCCAUCAUUGACUUCACCGUAACCAUUAAAGGUCUUGAGAAUCAGUUGCUUGGACGAGUGAUCCUUACGGAGAAACAGGUAAAGUCUUGGUGUCCUGACAGAAUUCUCUCACAAGCUCGACACUACAUUGCUGAGGCAAUGGAGGCAAAAUAUGCAGAGCCAGUGAUUCUAAACCUGGAGACAACCUGGGAAGAAAGUGAUGCACAAACUCCUCUGAUCUGUUUCCUGUCAAUGGGAUCUGAUCCCAGCAAUCAGAUUGAAGGACUGGCCAAAAAGCUUGAAAUUGAUUGCAGGGCAAUAUCAAUGGGCCAGGGACAAGAAGUACAUGCCAGAAAGUUAGUGGCUAUGUCGAUGCACGAGGGCGGAUGGGUUCUACUGCAGAACUGCCAUUUGGGAUUGGCUUUCAUGGAUGAGCUGCUAGAAACCUUACUAAUAAGUGAGAAUGUGCAUGACUCUUUCCGAGUGUGGCUAACCACUGAGCCGCAUCCAAAGUUCCCGAUCACAUUGCUGCAGACAUCCAUCAAAUACACUAAUGAGCCUCCGCAGGGAGUGCGGGCAGGACUCAAAAGAACAUUCACUGGAAUCACUCAGGACCAAAUAGAAUAUUCAAAUCUACCCAUGUGGAGACCACUAUUGUACGCUGUUGCUUUCCUGCACACCACAGUUCAGGGAGUGUCGUGGAAUACCAUACGUUACAUGCUCGGAGAGGUUCAGUAUGGAGGCCGAGUCACAGACGAUUAUGACAAACGCCUCCUCAACUGUUUUUGCAAGGUGUGGUUCAAUGAGAAGAUGUUUGAUUCCAAGUUCAGUUUCUACACUGAUUAUAUUAUCCCAAUCUGUGCCAGUGUGGAGUCCUAUUUAGAGUAUAUUCAGACAUUACCUGCCGUUGACACCCCUCAAGUGUUUGGACUACACCCAAAUGCUGACAUCACGUACCAGAGUAAUACUGCGGCUGAAAUUCUCAACACCAUCACCAAUAUUCAGCCAAAAGAAAGUGCUGGAGGAGCAGGAGAGACUCGAGAAGCCACUGUCUUUAAACUGGCUGACAGUAUGCUGCUAAAGCUACCCCCUGAUUACUUGGCACAUGAGGUGAAAGCUCGCCUCAUAAAGAUGGGAAUUUUGAAUUCCAUGAAUAUUUUUCUGCGCCAAGAAAUUGAUCGAAUGCAGAGGGUUAUUACAAUGCUCCGGAACUGUCUGAACGACUUAAAGUUGGCUAUAGAAGGGACCAUCAUCAUGAGCGAGAACUUAACAGAUGCCUUGGAUAAUAUGUAUAAUGCCCGAGUCCCUGUGGUUUGGAAGAGGAUUUCCUGGGAUUCUUCUACAUUGGGAUUUUGGUUCACAGAAUUCCUAGAGAGAAAUGCACAGUUUUCUUCCUGGAUAUUUGAGGGAAGGCCAAAUGUAUUUUGGAUGCCAGGAUUCUUUAAUCCCCAGGGAUUCUUAACCGCUAUGAGACAGGAGGUCACACGUGCACAUAAAGGCUGGGCGCUGGACAGUGUCACUCUACACAACGAAGUAACAAAACUGAUGAAAGAGGAGAUCAAAAUACCACCCCCGGAGGGAGUGUACAUUUAUGGCCUUUACCUCGACGGAGCAGGUUGGGACCGGAGAAAUAUCCGACUGACUGAAUCAACUGCCAAGGUCCUCUUUACAAUGCUACCCGUCAUUUAUAUGUUUGCCAUCAAUUCCACUGCACCCAAGGAUCCAAAACUGUAUAUCUGUCCAGUUUAUAAGAAACCACAACGUACAGACCUGACAUUCAUUACUGCCCUCUGCCUGAAAACAAUCCAGCCACCUGACCAUUGGAUCCUGAGAGGGGCAGCUCUGCUCUGUGAUAUCAAGUAG